AUGUCCACUCCUUGGCCCAGCAUUCCCUCCUUUCACCUUCGACACAAACGACAAGACGUAGCAACAAGUAGCAGUGACCAUGGGGACGUGUCGCCAAGCACCGCAUUUAGGAUUGCCUUGUUCUCGUCUGACCCUGGAAAUUUGGAGGACGAGCCCUUCUGCUGGCAAUACCACCACACUGCUCCUGCAUUAAAUCAGCUUUUAGCAGGCUCUCACACCGCGAACAAGGAUAGUAUUAAUCGGGCUGGCGGCUUGACUGAAGUCUUUACUGUGUGGAGCCUUCUCCUUACGGAAGACAGUGACCAGAUCUUGGAUGACCCUGUCACCAAGUACCUGCCUGAACUGGGUGAUGAUACAAGAGGCCAAGGUGCUGUUGAGUAUGUAGCGUGGGAUGAAGUUACUGUUGGUCAACUCGCCAGUCAUAUGUCAGGGUUGGAAGGGACUGAGAGUGGAACAGAACACAAUUGCUCGAAAGAUGUGACGUUUGAAACACGUUCUUCUCAAGCGGGGUUGCCUACACUCCGGACUAUUCUGAAGCCUUGCUGUGGCAAUGGUCCCAAGUGUAGCAGUAGCGACUUCAUCCGGCUUCUGGCCGACGAAACCCCAGUUGCUGCAGCUGGGGUGACGCUAGCUACUCCAACAUGGCAUUUCAGCUUCUUGGCUACAUUGUAA
Messenger RNA from Aspergillus calidoustus, 672 nucleotides. Lineage: Eukaryota; Fungi; Ascomycota; Eurotiomycetes; Eurotiales; Aspergillaceae. The record is from the annotation of a GenBank genome assembly.